UUAUCUGCACUGCGCAUGCGCAGUGCGUCUCCUAGUCUGGCUGUGUUGAGGAAGUUUGGAGCAACUUUGUACCUGGACACUGUGGAUUUAUUAAUAACCCCUUUACAGGCUGACGACCAUCAAUAAUGAUAUCAACAGCUGACCUGGAGCAGCUGGCAGAAAUAGAAAUCCAGAGGGAAGAGGAAGAACAGCAAUGUUUGGAUGGUCCACAGAUACAUCCUACCAGCAACUACUGCUCCGAUACAUCCCACCCUUUUUAUGAUGUGGCACGACAUGGGAUCAUCCAGGUCACCGGGGAUGACAAUUACGGCAGGAAGCUGAUCAUCUUCAGUAGUUGCAAUCUUCCUCCGUCCCACCAGUUAAACCACCACCGCUUGCUGGACAGACUUAAGAAGAGGCAGACAACAUGGGGGCACAGGUACAUGAAGUAUACAUUGGAUCAGUAUGUUGAGAUGGACUACAUUGUGGUGUACUUCCAUUACGGUCUGAAGAGCCACAACAAGCCCUCCCUACGGUGGUUGCGAGAAGCCUACAACGAAUUUGACAGAAAAUACAAGAAGAACCUGAAAGCUCUCUAUGUUGUCCAUCCGACGAACUUCAUUAGAAUUGUUUGGAACAUAUUCAAACCUCUUAUAAGUCACAAGUUUGGCAAGAAGUUGACGUAUGUGAAUUACCUGGCUGAGCUCAGAGAACACCUGAAUUACGACCAGCUCAUCAUCCCUCCUGAUGUACUCAGACAUGAUGAAAGGCUACGAGCAGCACAGAAAGGUGGCCCCUCUCCAUCAGUGAAAACCCCUCCACCUCGACCCCCGCUGCCCACACAGCAGUUCGGUGUCAGUCUGCAGUACAUCCGAGAGAAGAACAAGGAAGCAGUAAUACCACCUGUGAUUUCUCAGACCGUGACCUAUCUGAAAGAAAGAGGGCUCAGGACAGAGGGUAUCUUCAGGAGGUCAGCUCGUGUUCAGCUCAUCAAGGACAUUCAGAAACUCUAUAACCUGGGGAAGCCGGUGAGCUUUGAGCAGUAUGGUGACGUCCAUGUUCCUGCCGUCAUCCUCAAGACCUUCCUCAGAGAGCUGCCUGAACCACUGCUGACCUUCCCUGUAUAUGACCAGGUCCAGGGCAUUGUCAGGGUGGAGAGCAGUCUUCGUGUGACAAGAUGCAAGGAGAUUGUUGAAAGUCUUCCAGAACAUAAUUUCAUCGUGCUGAAGUACUUGCUGUCUUUCCUCCACAUGGUAUCUCUGGAGAGCAUCAUCAACAAGAUGAGUCCGUCCAACCUGGCCUGUGUCUUUGGCGUGAACCUACUUUGGCCUGCUCAGGGCUCGGUGUCUCUGCAUGCUCUCACCCCCAUCAACAUCUUCACUGAGAUCCUCAUUGAGCAUUACGACAAUGUGUUCAGUUCCCGCUGUCCACCUGGCCAGGUAAUGCCCUGAACCAGCACCGGGACAUCACAUCAGCAACAUUACUACAGCAAUGACAUUUAAACAGUGAAUCACAUUGGUUCACAGUGGCUUAUCUAUUUGAAAUGUAGUUUUUUGUGUUUUAUGUCCUGGGGAACGAUAAGGUUGCUUAGAUUACCAAGAUUACUUACUCACUCUCAAAACUUUACGCCCCACCGUAAGAGGUGGAAUCAAGUAAAGCCAUCAGGGCUCCAGUGAAACUCCAUAGGCUAAACACCUUUGGAGUCAAUAAAAAUUAAUGUUGAUUUUUCAUAGCUCAUAAUUGUGAAUCACAUAUUGUUUUUGAGUAUGACAAUGGUAAAACUCUCCCAAUCUAAAAACUUGCGAAAAUGGUAUGCAUCGUCAAGAUAACACUGGUGAUAGCCUUUCAGUGGGAGUUCAAUUAACCUCAGAAAGGAGAGAGUCUAGGGCACUUUCUGCCGUCCAGAUUAAUAAGAAAUCUGACAGAAAAAGCCUGAGGGGCAGGCAUCGUUUUUUCAGUGGCUGAGUUAUUUCUUUCUCCUUGGAAAAUAAAAAAAAUCUCAUCUGUAAACAGUUGCUCCACACUAGUGCAGAUCCUUGGGGUUUCUUUAACAUAAAUCACUACCACUUUAUCAUGGGAUCUUUUGAUAAUAUAAAAGAUUGCUGAAACACCACAUAUCCUCCUAAACCUUGUCCAACCUUUUGUUUGCAAAGCUAGUAUUUUCUUGUUAGUGUGUUUUUAGUUGUCCUGUCUUACAUAUUUUGUAUAUGUGUGUUUUUAAAGUGCAUAUGGGUGUUUAGUUGUAUGUCAGUAUUGUCAGCUUCAGUAUAGUCUAAUGCUAUAAUGUUGGUUGGACUUCACGCUGUAGCUAACCAUAUUUGGUGCAUUUCACAUGAAAAUAGACACUCUUAUCCAAAUGUUUGUUCUUGACUUUUGUUUAUUAAUGAUUCAAUUUUUCAUAAGAACUUGGUACAAAAAAGUGAGACUACUCUUAACCAUUUACCAACUUCCAUCAAUCAACUUUUAAUGCAUCAUAAAGAAGAAAAACUACAUUGGCAUAUUUAAGACAAACACUUUCCUAUACACACUAUCCACUGGACAGUCCCCUUAUUAAUGACAAAGAAAAAACUCUACUUCAACAGCCAACAGACAUUUUCUUUUCCAUCUAAACACGGCUUGUGUUGUCUUCUCAUUCCCUCUCCACGUCCUCAUGGCAAAAGAAUACAUUGAACAUUGCAAGCUAAGUAAGAAUGCAGAACUGGCAAACAAUAGAAAAUUCCAAUGUUUUUUUUUGCUCCUUGAUAAAAGAAUAUAAAAAUGUUUUAACUACCUUUUUUCUUCAUUUGUUCAAAUGUUGUGUCGUUGUGUAUUAAAAUAGAUCUGUUUAAGUAA
Messenger RNA from Myripristis murdjan (pinecone soldierfish), 2811 nucleotides. RefSeq names its product rho GTPase-activating protein 8. Gene Ontology annotation, cellular component: cytoplasm. The record is from RefSeq and is a predicted model, not a curated record. The transcript is spliced from 14 exons. Lineage: Eukaryota; Metazoa; Chordata; Actinopteri; Holocentriformes; Holocentridae. Gene Ontology annotation, molecular function: GTPase activator activity. The coding region runs from base 126 to 1430 and encodes 434 amino acids. Gene Ontology annotation, biological process: small GTPase-mediated signal transduction; negative regulation of endocytic recycling.